CAAUCCAGUCUCUUUUUUUACAUUACAAAAAAGUAACCCUUUUCCCUUCUAUAUUAACAAUGAAGUUCUCUAUUUUCGCCGCUAUUGCCACCCUCGCCACCGCUGUCUCUGCUCAAACCAGCAUUGUCAGUAUCACCUCUCCUCUUACCGGUACCGUCUACACCGCUGGUCAACCUGCCACUAUCACUUGGAUUGACCAACAAGUUCCCAUGAUUCCCAAGAUUGUCUUGGCUAAGGGUAUUCCCACCGCUCUUCAACCCGUUACUGUCAUUGCUCAAAAUGUAGAUGCUAACGCCGGUUCUUACACUUGGAAUGUCCCCGCUGAUAUUGCUCCCGGUGAUAACUACGCUUUAGAAUUGGGUGAAUCUCCCAACAUCUCUUACACUGGUCUCUUCAUCAUCAAGAACCCUAAUGCUCAAGGUAAUACUGGUGGUUCAACCAAUCCUGCUCCUGCUCCUGCUCCUGUUUCCACGGGUGCCUCUCCUGCUGCUGCCAAGCCCUCUGCUUCCGCCAGCUCUUCUGCCUCCGCAGCUCCCGCUCCUUCUUCCUCUCCUGCCGCUCAACCCCAACCCUCUCAACAAGCUGCCAAGGUAAACGUUGUUGAAAAUGGUGCCUUCAAGGUUUCCCUCAACAAGGCUGCUGUUGGUGCCGUUGCUGUUGCUGGUGCCGCUGCUGCUGCUUUGAUUUAAAAAAAAAAAAAUACACAUUGUAACCGUCAAGGAGAGUAGUAUAUCACCUUUUUUUUUUUUUUUUUU
Molecule: messenger RNA, 755 nt
Organism: Mycotypha africana
Lineage: Eukaryota; Fungi; Mucoromycota; Mucoromycetes; Mucorales; Mycotyphaceae
Exons: 2
Coding region: 60-689 (209 amino acids)
Source: RefSeq, a predicted model, not a curated record